GAAACCAAACAUUUUCUGGAAUCACGGCGUAAAUGCGGUUAUGGACGUUUGAUAGAAUUGAACCAUCUUCCGGAACCGAAUACUACUUUCUUAAUACAUCAAGCAGAAGCGACUCAAGCAGGAGAAGAGGAAGAUACUGAAGAGGAUCGCAUAGCUCAUUGGAGAAACGCGGAAUAUCAGAGAGAUCUGCAGACCCAUCGCUAUACAGACACCCAUGUGGAGGUAAUAGAAGCAACUGAAGACACCGAGCAACUGGCCGUGGAAGAGGCCGAGCACACAAUGCCCAACGAACAGGAGAAUCCAGAAACCAAACCGCUUAACAAUAAUAAUAACAAUGGCAGCAAUGGCAGUGGAACUGGGAGUGGAAAGAGCGCACAAAGUAAACCAAAAAUACAACCAAAGUAUCGCAUCCAUCGAGAUGUCCUCACACAAGAAGUGGUCAUCAAGGAGACGGGCUAUGCGGCCAGAGACAAGAGUAUUCCCUCCUCGCUGCUCAAUUGCUGGCGCGGUUGGAACUUCUUCGCACUGUUCACCGGCAUCAUACCCAUCCUACAGUGGCUGCCACAGUAUUCGCCGCGACGUGAUCUCAUCGGUGAUAUCAUAGCCGGCUUUACGGUUGCCAUCAUGAAUAUACCGCACGGCAUUGCCUACGGUAUUUUGGCCGGCGUCUCUGCGGGAAAUGGUCUCUACAUGGCCGUGUUUCCGGUGCUGGUUUAUAUGCUGCUCGGCACCUCGAAGCACAUAUCCAUUGGCACCUUUGCCGUGGCCAGCAUGAUGACCCAAAAGGUGGUGCAAUCCUAUGCCAACUUUGAUCCAAAUGCAGUUAAUGCAACGAUAGUGGCAACAACAGUAUCGCCCCUCGCAUUGCUUGCCACAACAACAACAACGACGACGACAGCAUUGCCGUUGUCACUGAUUGUGGAAACAACUGCAGAGGGUGCAACAACAGCUGCAACGUUGCUGCUGCAGAAUGCGACGACAACAAUGUUGCCACAUCCAGCAAACGUCAUCACCACCCUGGAGGUGGUCACAGCUCUAGCUUUUACCGUGGGCAUUAUCAAUCUGCUCAUGUCCUUCUUCAGGCUGGGCACACUGGCCUCACUGCUGAGCGAGCCUCUGGUAAAUGGCUUCACUACAGCAGCUGCCUGUCACGUGGUCACCGCACAGUUAAAGGAUGUGCUAGGAGUUACUGUGCCGCCCAAGAAGUCAGCCUUCAAAAUCGUGUUAACUAUCAUCGAUGUGGUGGAAUUGAUACCGAAAACGAAUCUUGUCAACUUUGGCAUCUGCAUCACCAUCAUCAUCUUCAUGACCGUUUGCAACGAAUGCCUUAAACCAUGUCUAAGCAAACGCUGUCGCUUCCCAUUUCCCGGUGAACUAAUCGCCAUCAUUGGUGGUACUUUAAUUUCGAAAUUGUGUGGCUUGGAAGAGAACUUUCACAUAAAACCCGUGGGCGAUAUUCCCAAUAGUCUGCCAACUCCUGAAUUUCCACGUAUGGAUCUAGUGCCAAUGGUGGCUGUCGAUGCUAUUGCGAUUGCCAUUGUCACGUACUCGAUCAUCAUGUCCAUGGGCUUGACAUUUGCCAAGAAACACAACUACGAGGUGCGUGCAAAUCAGGAACUCUUUGCCAUGGGCGUGGGUAAUAUGGUGGGCGGCUGUUUCUCCUGCAUUCCCAUGGCGUGCUCUCUAUCCCGUUCGGUUAUACAGGAUCAAACGGGCGGCGUCUCGCAGAUUGCUUCCCUAGUGUCUGCCUCGCUGGUAGUGGCGACUAUCAUGUGGGUUGGACCGUUCUUCAGUGAUUUACCAAGGUGCGUGUUGGCUGGCGUCAUUAUUGUGGCGCUGAAGCCGAUGUUUAUGCAGGUGAAGGAACUGAAAAAGUUCUCCAAACAAGGCAAACUGGAAAUGUUUACCUGGAUAUCCACGUUCCUCUGUGUGGUGCUCAUCGAUAUCGAUGUUGGUCUGCUAAUUGGUGUUUGUGUGUCCCUUUUGGCGCUGUAUAUUAAAGGACUGAAACCCUACUCCUGCCUGCUCGGCUACAUGCCAGAGGCGCCUGGCAUCUACAUGGACAUGACGCAGCAUCGCAAUGUGAUGCAAGUGCCGGACACGCGCAUCUUUAGGUAUUGUGGCUCGCUCAAUUUCGCCACCAGCCUGUUCUUCCGUCGCGCUCUUAACGAAGCUGUUGGUCUGGACAAGAAUAGCAGCACUAAAACAGUCAAGACAAAGACCACCUAUGCGCAGGUGGCACAAAAUGGUGGCAAGUCCUUCGAUGGACAGUUCGUGGAGGCUUCAAACUCGUUUCAGUUUCUCAUACUGGACUUCUCGAUGCUGGGCCACAUCGAUGUGGCCGGCUGCGGUACGCUUAGUGAUAUAACCAGGGAACUGAAGACGCGCGGUGCUCGUCUACUGCUGGCCAGUCCCGUGGAUCGCGUGUACGACACUCUGAUGCACAGCAUGGCCCUCAGCGAGGGUCCAUUCGAGAUCUUUCCGACGCUUCACGAUGCCGUGGAAUAUGCGAAUGCCUAUCGCACGGCGUGAGAUUCAUAAUAAUGUGAUAGCAGCAACUUGUGGAUUGUAACACCAAACUUAUAACGUUAACCAACUAAGCUUUAAGUUUCCUUUUCAAGUUCGUUGCCGUCUUGCAAUCGUUCGAGAUUUAGGCUAAGUUCGUUUAAGUGCCCUAAAACGAUUGAUCCUGAGAUCAUCGGACUGUUACCUAUUACCAAAAUGCCAGAUACAAUAAUAUUUUGUACUUAAAGCAAAACAAUUGGGCCCCAACCCCCCCCUUAUAUCCCUAGUGGAGGGGGGUGCGUGGCGUUUAGUACCUAGAACUAUGCACCGCCGAUCAACUAAAAAGAAAA
This is a messenger RNA of Drosophila sulfurigaster albostrigata, 2855 nucleotides long. RefSeq names its product prestin (gene Prestin). The transcript has 5 exons. Gene Ontology annotation, molecular function: bicarbonate transmembrane transporter activity; chloride transmembrane transporter activity; oxalate transmembrane transporter activity. Gene Ontology annotation, biological process: transmembrane transport. The coding region runs from base 280 to 2532 and encodes 750 amino acids. NCBI's taxonomy places the organism in Eukaryota, Metazoa, Arthropoda, Insecta, Diptera, Drosophilidae. Gene Ontology annotation, cellular component: membrane. The record is from RefSeq and is a predicted model, not a curated record.